AUGAGUUCCUUUUCGCGCGGCUGCGGGGCGCUGCUGCGUGAACUUAGUGGGCUGCCGCCUUUUUCUUCCUUCCCUCUCCCUGCCCUCACUCUCUGCGCCGCACCCCACCGCGCUCCCCAUUUCUCUCUCUGUUUCUUCCUCUCCGCUGCCCCGCAGCCUACUGGCUUUGCUGCGGCUCUACUGCCGCCACCACCACCGCUGUUUUUACUGAUGGCGCUGACGGUGCGGCGCCGUGCGGUGUGCGCCCUGGCGCUCCUCGCGCUGCUCUGCGGCGGCUGCGUCUCGUUUGUCUGUGGGGCGGACGCUGAGGAGGCUCAGACGACCGGGGAUGUGAAUGUGUCGGUGGAGGUGUCGUGCCCGAACACUGAGAAAAAGUUGCGUUGGCGCGUUGCCGGCGAGGGCGGUUCUGCUGCCUGGAACACGUGCCCCACCACACCGGGGGGUUCGGAGGGCAGUGGAGGCGCUGCUUACAGUAAUUCCAUCUGCCUCACUGCCGGUUCGGUGUACCUGGAGAAGUUCUUGACGGGGAAGUGCCCUGCAUCCCAGCCAACGGAUGGCGGAGACGCUGCUUUGUUCACGAUGAACUGUACGGCGGCCGCAAACAGUGCGCUGCACAAUCUGUCGAAGAGCGAAGAUGGCAACGUCUCCAUCAAUCCAACGGACAAUCCACUGGGCGCGUCAGGCGGUUGUGAGUACCCAAACUUCAGCCAACCCGCGGCUGAAGUGCAGUCUGGACCCCAACCACAGGAACAAGAGCAAACAGCCGGUCCACGGGCAGCAACACGAUCGUCGCCACAACGGCUGCCAGCACCUCAAGCCCCCGUCAAAACUGCGCACGAGGGCAAUCCAUCAGGCGUCAGUCGGUCGGUGCCUGGAGAACCCACUGCUCCUGCAGGGCUGCCGGGCACUGUGGCUGGUCUCACCGGAAGUCAGGAACAAUCGGCAGAAGGUAUUCAGAAAACACCAACGCCGUCGGUUGGCACUGCGGCUUCGUCAACACAGACGGCAGGGGAGAGGGCAGCAGAUGCACACGGAGGUACACAAACAUCUUCAACCACCCAAGGCCGAUCUGGCACGCCCAACGCCGCCGCUCCCGCCAGCGACAAUGAUGGAAUAACCACAACGACGGCGAUCACCCGCAGUCCGAGUGAUGGGAGCGGCGCGAAAAGCAACGCGGACGGCAGUGCCACCAACAGCAACGCCACUCAGAAAGCCGUGACAAAUGCUGCGGAUCGCAGUGCCACCAACGCUCUGUUUGUGCGUGCUUCUCCGCUGUUGCUCCUCACGGCUGUCCUUGCCUGCGCUGCUGGGCAGUGGUGA
Messenger RNA from Trypanosoma conorhini, 1320 nucleotides. Its product is annotated as mucin-like glycoprotein. The coding region runs from base 1 to 1320 and encodes 439 amino acids. The transcript has a single exon. Lineage: Eukaryota; Euglenozoa; Kinetoplastea; Trypanosomatida; Trypanosomatidae. The record is from RefSeq and is a predicted model, not a curated record.